Anoplopoma fimbria (sablefish) is the source of this 5507-nucleotide messenger RNA. It is a transcript of the gene chl1b, whose product is annotated as cell adhesion molecule L1-like b. The record is from RefSeq and is a predicted model, not a curated record. Gene Ontology annotation, biological process: cell-cell adhesion. Gene Ontology annotation, molecular function: protein binding. NCBI's taxonomy places the organism in Eukaryota, Metazoa, Chordata, Actinopteri, Perciformes, Anoplopomatidae. The transcript has 26 exons. Bases 196 to 3684 code for a protein of 1162 amino acids.
GGCAAAGCGGCGUUACGCGGGCGGUGAAUCAUCCCUCUCUGCCCGGUGGAGAACAUUCAACUUUCUGAACGGCUGUGCCACGACAUGAGUCGCACCUGAAGGUACCGCAUCUUCGGAGCGCCAGCGAUAUGCACUGAGGAUCGAGUAGGAGAGAGCACUUGUUUCCUGAGGACGUCUGAGAUUCAAGGAGAAACCAUGAGGCUGCAGCAGAGGAGUCCGGGAUUGGUGGCCGUGCUGGUCUUCAUCACCUGUGUUUGUGCCUUUUAUACGACUACAGCCAUCGACAUCCCACUGGAGGUUGAGCAGCUGCCCACCAUCAUGGCUCAGUCGCCCAGCUCUCUCAUCGCCUUCCCGUUUGACGAGAGCUUCCCCAUGACGUGUGAAGCCAAAGGGAACCCUGAGCCAGAAUUCAGAUGGACUAAGAAUGGCCAGGAAUUCGACCCCUCUCUAGACCCCCGGUUGAUGAAAGAGGAGAAUUCUGGGACCUUUGUGAUACCCAAUAAUGGGAACCUUACAGAGUACCAGGGAACCUAUCGCUGUUACGCCUCAAACAAACUGGGGACCGCCAUAUCGAAGGAGAUUGAGUUCAUUGUGCCCCAUGUUCCGAAGUUCCCUAAAGAAACACUUGAACCUCUCGUGGUGGAGGAAGGCCAGCCUUUUAUUUUACAAUGUAAUCCACCGAAAGGAAUACCUCCCCUCCAGAUCUACUGGAUGACUAUCAACCUCCAGCACAUCGAGCAGGACGAGAGGGUGUCCAUGGGCCUGAACGGAGACCUUUACUUCUCUCACGCCGUGGAGAAGGACAGCAGGAGGGACUACUGCUGCUUCGCCGCCUUCCCCAGAAUACGCACCAUCGUUCAGAAGAACGCCAUGUCCGUCGUUGUGAAGACGAAAAACAGUGGCAUGAGUCCUGAGGCUGCUAAUGCAAUCCAUGAGAGGAAACCCUCUCUUCUGAUGCCCUCUGGUGGUGGCAGAUCAGAGACACGGCUAGUCAAAGGAGAGGACCUGAAAUUGGAAUGCAUUGCUGAGGGAUUUCCAACUCCACAGGUUGAGUGGGUGAAGAUGGGUCAUCAGCUCCCAGUCAAAGCCAAACUGGGGAAUCAUGGGAAACUGCUGUUUGUGCCGGAAAUUGACCAGGAAGACGGCGGGAAGUACAUGUGCAAGGCCAAGAACCAACUGGGAGAAACCGUCCAUUACUUCACACUGACAGUGGAAGAGCCUCCGGAGUGGGUGGCAGAGCCUGAGAGUCAGCUCAGCAUGAUCGGCUCCGACGUGCUCAUCAAGUGCUCGGCCAGCGGGAACCCUCAGCCGACGAUAACGUGGAGGGUGAACGGCGAACCUCUGCAGGGGGCCAACAGGAAGGUGUUUGAUGACACCAUAGUUUUGCACAACGCCAAAGAGUCUGACAGCGCCGUCUAUCAGUGCGAGGCCUCCAACAAGCACGGGACCCUUCUGUCAAACGCAAACAUCAUGAUUAUGAAUCUGCCCCCAAUGAUUCUGACCAAGGAGGGGGAGGACUACUCUGCCGUGGAGGAGAAGGGAGUGAUGAUGCACUGCACGGUCUUCAGCUCUCCUCCUUCUACCAUCACUUGGAGCAAAGACGACUCCCCUGAAUCCGUGGAUGGGCCGAGGUUUUUCGUUCACGACAACGGCUCGCUGGAGAUCUACAGCGCCGAGAAGGAGGACGCGGGACAGUACACGUGUUUGGCCAAAAACACAGAGGGAUCGUCCGGCGUCGAUGCCAUGCUCUACGUGAAAGAUCCCACCAGAAUAAUGGCAGCCCAGGAGGACCUGCAAGUCUUAAUAGGUACCACGGCCCAGCUCUCAUGCCUCGCAGAGUACGACAAGUCCUUCAGCAACGACUUUGAGCUCCUGUGGGAAAAAGACGAUGUGGCGAUAGGCCUCAACCACACUGAGAAUUCAAGAUACUUUGUGGAGGACGGUAUCCUCCAGAUCAUCAACGUGAGCCACAGGGACCAGGGCAUGUACACGUGCGUGGCGAGAACCCCGGUGGACCGAGACACGGCCUCGGCACUGCUCAUGGUGCUAGACGUCCCCAAUGCACCCGAGUACUUGGUACUGUCUGAACACAAGAGCAAAAGUGUGAAACUGAAAUGGAUCCCUGGGGACGAUCACAACAGCUCCACCAUAGAGUUUAUCAUUGAGUACGAGGAGAGCCAGUGGGAGCCGGGGAACUGGAAGGAGCUGCUCCGCGUACCUGGCAACCACAACCAGGCCGUGCCCAAGCUCCACGGCCACGUGGACUACCGCUUCCGCGUGUCCGCCGUCAAUGACGUGGGGAGGGGUCCUCCCAGCGAGCCCACGGAGAGAUACAAGCCCCCUCCAGCAGCCCCUGACAAGAACCCAGAAAAUAUCAAAAUCGAAGGUCAUUUGCCAUAUGAAAUGGAUAUCAACUGGGAGCCCCUGCUCCCCAUUGAGCACAACGGCCCUGGUUUGGAGUACAAGGUGAGUUACAGGAGACAAGACGUGGAGGAGGACUGGAAGGAGCACAUGGUGAAGAGACACUCGUUUGUGGUGAACAACACUCCGACCUUUGUGCCCUACGAGAUCAAGAUCCAGGCCAGGAACCACCAGGGCUGGGGCCCCGAGCCCAGGAUAGUGACCGGCUACUCAGGGGAGGACUUUCCCUCUGCUGCACCCAAUGAUGUAGUUGUGGAGGUGAUGAACAGCUCAGUGGCCAAGGUUAACUGGACGCGUGUACACAAGGACAAGUUACAUGGACAUCUGGGAGGCUACAGGGUAAACUGGUGGCGUCUGCGCAGUCUGGCCGACAUAAAGAAAAGCCACGGAGACAAGCACAUGCUGGCGUUCCCCGGGGACCGCAGCCACGGCAUGGUGCCGGGACUGACGCCCUUCUCCGAGUACAGCCUCAUUGUCAUGACCUUCAACGGGCGGGGCAACGGCCCCGGCAGCCACCCCCUCAACUUCAAAACCCCAGAGGGAGUCCCAGAGAAAAAUCCUGUUUUCCGGGUCACGGAUGUACAGAAGCACACCGUCUCUCUGCUCUGGGCCCCGCCAUCGGAGCCUAAUGGAAUUCUCACCGGGUACCUCCUCGAGUAUCAGCUCAUCAACGACACAGAGGAAGUGGGGCCACUGCAGAAGGUGAACAUCAGCAAACCCGACACCACCAAGUGGAUCCUACGCGACCUGGAGCCCCUGAGCAAAUACAAGCUCUACCUGCGCUCCUGCACCACGGUGGGCUGCGGGCCUGUUGUCAGCGAGGAGUGCACCACCACCCUAGAAACAAGUCUGGCCAGCGUCCACGGAGGAAUAUCCACCCAGGGCUGGUUUAUCGGCCUGAUGUGCGCCAUCGCUCUCCUCACCCUCAUUGUGCUGAUCGCCUGCUUUGUCAACAGAAAUAAAGGAGGGAAGUAUUCUGUGAAAGAAAAAGAGGACCUUCACCCAGACGUGGAGUCCCAGGGCAUGAAUGACGACACAUUUUGUGAAUACAGUGACAACGACGAGAAGCCACUGAAGGGCAGCCAGCACUCGCUGAGCAGAGAGAUCAAAGCCGGGGACAGCGGGGACAGCCUGGUGGACUACGGCGACGAGGACGUCCAGUUCAACGAGGACGGCUCCUUCAUCGGCCAGUACGCCGGGCGCAAGGAGAAGAGGGCGUCCGCCGAGAUCAAAGCCACCACCACCAUCCAGACCCCGGCGUGAGGAGAGGAGCCGCCAUUCCCCUCCAUCGUGUCCCGGACAACGUUCUCAUCAAACCCUUCUGGGGGGAAACAAAUUAAAGUGGAAAACAGACACGAUCCAUACCGAGCACACACAUUUGGUGUCAAAUGUAAUGCGUCAUUGCCGACUGCACACUGCCACCCUCAUUUUAUACAGCUCUGUUUUUGUCAAGUCGCAACAGGAUGACCAUUACUAAAUAAUGUGUAUAUAUAGUGUAUAUUGUAUGUGCGGAGUGUCUUUUUUUAUAAUUAUUAUUACACAAAAAAAAUGUAGAGGGCUCUGAUUUUAUUUUAUUUUGUUCUCCAUUACUUCAGCUGCGGUACUGUUUGUACAAAUGUUAGGAACAUUUCACUCUCCACUGCACAUCAUUAUAUGCAGCUUUGCCUCUCAGAUAAGUGGGAAUAUCAAGUUGAUAUUUUUCAAUUGCAGCUGACUAUUACUGACCUUUUAUAUUCUAAAUGGAUUCAUUAAAUAUGAUGGAAGAUGUAUAUAAAAGGAAGCUUAUUAACUUAUUCUAUCCAGUGGUUCUGUACCCGACAAAAUAACAAGGACAUUUACAUAUCACAAACAGCGAGUCAUCAAUCUCCCUGUGAUGUUAGAUGGAUAUAAAUGCUACUACACAUAAUAGCUACAUUUCAUUUUUUCUUCUGACAGAAUAAAUGACGGGCCUCAGUCUGUGCUUACUGUAAACAGCUCCGUACACUGCCAAACCAGAUACGGAAGAUAUUCAAAAAUGUAACCCAUUUUACAUUAUUAUUUAUCUGUUUAUUAGAAAUUGUUGUGUAAUCCAGUUGAUCACUUUUAUAUCCGAAUUUGUAUUAAAGCACCAUUACAUUUGAAUCCAGUUUAUAGACAGAAUAUUUUACAAUGCCACUGUUGCCGAUAGCCGGUAUGUUAAAUGAAGUUGCUCUGAAUACUGAAGAGUAAUGUUGGGUUCUGAGAAAUAAUUUGACAAUUUGGGAAAUAUGUCUAUUCGCUUCUCACAUGUUUGUACGGUAAAUAUGAAUUUACGGCUAGCAGCCGGUUAGCUUAUCCUAGCAUAACUGGAAACCGUCAUCCCAAAGGAUAGAAAAUCUGUCUACAAAUCCAUAAGCAUGAUAAUAAUAUUUCCCAAAUCAUCAAACUAUUCCUUUAAAGCAGUUCUGGAGCUUUUUAGUAUUGUACUCCAAUAAUGUUUGGAGGACCUGCACUGAGAUAUGUUUUUUAUUGAAAUGGUAAAAGAGGAAGCGGCCCCUAGUUUGGGACAAAAAACUAGAUCCUACACUUCCCAUAAUUCAACUUGUCGGAUAAACACCCAAGCCUUUCGAAUUCCCUGCCCCCUGUUUGUAACGCAGUAAUUUGCGGUCCAAAUGGAGAUAACCCCAGUGACAUCACUGUGACAUCAUCAUCAGUUUUCUUGACAAAGCACCUCCAGAGCCACAGAACAUUAUACAACUGUAUUUGUCCACUAAAUAGUACUCUAUAUGAUCAAUAAAAAGUUUUCCAUGUGUGAAUUGGUGGAGUGCCCCUUUAAGAAGAAAGCGCACAGCACCUCUAAUGGUAUACACUUUUUUUUUUGUAAUCAGAUUACUGUAAUCAGGUUGUGUUCUGAGAUGAAAUAGACUGUAGUCAACGUUACAUCAGUCUUAACAAGCCUUACUCUGUUACUUCCAAUAUACUGCCAUUCAAAACACAAUCACUUUGUCGCUCAGCAUUAACAUUAGCACCAUGAAAAUAAUUUGCAAUGUUUUGUAAAAAUUCAGCCAUUGCAUGUUAAGAAUGUUGAUUGGUGUUUUGUUUUAUUUGAAGUCAUUAAAAUUGCUUUA